GAACAUUGGCAAACACCGGUGUACAGUCGAGUCGAACAGUGCACAAAGAACGUGACUCACAAGGCUACCUGCUUUGAAGGCGCUGGAAGGCGGUCUCAUCUCCUCUACACGUCCUGCUUCAAUCUGCCCAUCUUGCUUUCGACUUCCUUUCCCUCACCAGCCACCAUGUCGGUCAGGAGCAAGCCACGACACUACGAUUGGGCGAUUUCUGCCUCUAGAAGAUCUCACUCGGCAAUAUCUUCUCCUUUGGCAAAUCUGCGAAGCAGAACGGUCAAUUUGCUAGAUAGCAUCACUGGAGGUGCCGCGGAUGAACAGGAGGAAGCCUUGGCUAGGAGGAGGGCCGACGAGAUCAAAGCUUUUACGUGCAGAGGUUGUGGUAUUCCUUAUGCCGGAGCUGAAGCUCUCUCUGCGCAUCUGACUUUGUUUCCGGACCACACCAAGACAGAUGGCAAGGCGUUUCAACGCAUGCCAAGUCGAACACGCUCUGUGCCACUCAUUGCAGCCAAUGAACUCCGAGGACUGGUGGAGGUUGGUUCACCUACUCGACUAGAGGAUCCAUCUGCCGCGACCGUCCUGCCAGCUUCGCCAACUUCGGCUGGUUUCAACCAUCGAAGCCUGCAUUUUGACGAUUCAAGCGUGAAUCAAUUGGGGUCGCCUACAACACCGCAUUCACCACCUAGCAGUGCAGCGCCGAUUCUUGGCCUUGGACCAGAAGAAAGCAGAGCUACUGUUGCUGGGAAGGCGAGCGCCUCAAAAUACGCGCCACUUGGUAGUCCGACCAAGCCGAGAGUCGACAGCUCGAGCGCCAGCAAGAGUGGGGAAGCUAUAGAGGAUUCCAAGGCGCGCGUCGCAAGGCAGAGGGGAGGUAGCGAAAGUUCUGCUGGCGUGAUGUUCGCGAGCAGGAACAAGGACACUGCACCUCUGAGGUCGCACAGUCUUUUUGGAGAGGAAGAUGAAGAGGAUGUGGACAAGGCAAGCGGAGCCAGGCCUGCGUCCGGCUCUCCGAAACGCAGUCCUUUCAGCCGGUACCGUGCUUUGCCAGGUACCGACAAGGACCGAAAUGCCACUCUAGCCAAGAGCGAUCCUUCUUCAUCGCCUUCCGACUCGCCGCCAAUCCCCGCUCGAGGGUUUAGCGAGUCAUCAGCAAGCAAGCGACCCCAGACUUUGCGCAACCUUUCUUCCUGGCGAACCUUUGGUAGCAAGAACGUCAAAGCGGUGGCCGAGACGUCUGGCGACCUACGAACGUCAUACAAGGGCGCGCAGCGAGACGUCAAAGACCUAGAAAUCCUGCAUGAUAAGUCACCCUUUGAAGAUGAGAAUCUAACCUCGGUCACGUCGAGUGUUAGACCAGGGCCAGAGCUUGAGCGCCAAACGAGCUCAAAUUCAGGCUCUGGAAGACCACCUCCACCUCCAGUGCCUAACCGUGAUCAAGUCAAGUCUCGUCCAGCACCACCGCCUCCUCCACCUCUACCUCCAGCGCCUCGGCGCAGGAGCACCAACCCUUUCCUGCGCGAGGAUGCUCUCGCUCAGCUUCAGCUACGAGACGAGAACGUGGCAGCGGUAGAUUCCCCAGAUGAAGGUGACAUCGAGCGCCCCUUCGUAUCGUCCCGUUCGAGAAAUGCGAGCGAGAGCAGCGAGGGCUAUGUUCCCAAAUCUCCAAGCAAUCCUUUUGCAAGGUCUCGCCAACACUCUUCCAUGAACGGCCAGUGAAAAGCUCCCUUUGUCUCUCGUGGCAGAGUCUUGAUCAUCUUCUCGAAGCGUGCGCACACGUCACCUUAUCGACCCGCACGUUGGGAGCAUACGUACAGCGGUCUUCCUCGGAGAUCCGUCGACUGAAAUACAGAGGUCCAUCAACUCAGGCACACCUACGAAAGCCUUGAAAGAUGUACUCCAAGUGAAAUUUGUCUCUGACACAGGUUCCACCUUGCACUUCUAUUCCAUCGUGCGCCAUU
Molecule: messenger RNA, 1952 nt
Organism: Ceraceosorus guamensis
Lineage: Eukaryota; Fungi; Basidiomycota; Exobasidiomycetes; Ceraceosorales; Ceraceosoraceae
Exons: 4
Coding region: 166-1710 (514 amino acids)
Source: RefSeq, a predicted model, not a curated record